CUCUACAUAAAACUGAGUGGAUGUUAUGAAGCUGGAUCAAUUAUUAUGCUGAACUAAUUAGCUGUUAAUAGGAUAAUUAGCUCAUGUUACAGAAAUACUGAAUUUUUUAUAACCGGGGAUAAAAUUAAUACCAGUUUAUUUCUAGAAUGGAUUGUACGACUUGAGUUUACUUCUAGAAAAGGAUUUUACGACUUGAGUUUACUUAUAGAAAGCAUAAAACAACUUGAGUUUAUUUCUAGAAAGUAUCGAACAACUUGAGUUUACUUCUAGACAGCACGGAACUACUAGAGGUUACUGCUAGAAAGCAUUGAACAACUUGAGUUUACUUCUAGAAAGCAUUGAACAACCUCACAAUGGCUCAAAGAUCACCAUCCAGGAGUAUCAUUCCUAAACCAACAACCCCACGAACACCACCAGCCGUCUCGACACCAUCCCCUAGACCAAGUACUAACGUUAAAUCAAAGAUUGGAUCACUAGAUAAAGCACACCAUACACCUGGUGGUGGACAUGUUAAAAUCAUGGAUGGUAAGAAAACAGAUUAUAAGAAUGUAACAAGUAAAAUUGGAUCCAAGGAUAAGAUGGACCAUAAACCAGGAGGAGGAAAUGUUAAAAUAGAGAAUAAGAAAGUUGAAAUUACUAAAGUCAAGUCUAAAAUUGGUUCCAUGGAUAAUGCCAAGCAUAAGCCAACAGGUGGUGAAAAAAAGAUAGAAAGUAAGAAAUUGGAAUGGAAAGUCGAGUCCCGGAUAGGAUCCCUGGAUAAUGCUAAGCAUCGAGCUGGUGGAGGGGAGAAAAAGAUUGAAAGUAAAAAAUUAGAAUGGAAAACAGAAUCAAGAAUUGGAUCUUUGGACAAUGCCACGCAUAAAGCCGGAGGAGGAGCAAAAAAGAUAGAAACAUAUAAGUGUGAUUGGAAAACAGAAUCUAAAAUCGGUUCAUUAGAAAAUGCAAGUCAUUCACCGGGUGGUGGUGAUGUGAAGAUUCACUCCGAAAAAUUAGAAUUUAAAGAUAAAGCUCAAUCUAAAUGUGGGUCGAUGGACAACGCAAGUCAUAAGGCUGCUGGCGGAGAUAAAAAGAUUCACUCAGAAAAAUUAGAUUUUAAAGACAAAGCCCAAUCUAAAUGUGGCUCAAUGGAUAACGCAAGUCAUAAGGCUACUGGUGGAGAUAAAAAGAUUCAUACAGAAAAAUUAGAUUUUAAAGAUAAGGCCCAAUCGAAAUGUGGCUCGAUGGAUAACGCAAGUCAUAAGGCUACUGGUGGAGAUAAAAAGAUUCUUUCUGAAAAAUUAAAUUUCAAAGAGAAAGCACAGUCUAAAUGUGGGUCGCUGGAAAAUUCGAAUCAUACUCCGGGUGGAGGAGACAAGAAGAUUCACUCAGAAAAAUUAGAUUUUAAGGAUAAAGCACAAUCUAAAUGUGGUUCUAUGGACAAUGCAAGUCAUAAGGCUGCAGGAGGAGAUAAAAAGAUUCAUACAGAGAAAUUAGACUUUAAAGAUAAGGCCCAAUCGAAAUGUGGCUCGAUGGAUAACGCAAAUCAUAAGGCUGCUGGUGGAGAUAAAAAGAUUUUAAAUGAAAAAGUUCAAUGGAAAGGAGAAUCGAAAAUCGGUUCAUUGGAUAAUGCCAAACACUCACCUGGUGGUGGUAAUGUACAUAUCCACACUGAAAAAUUAGAUUUUAAAGAUAAAGCCCAAUCGAAAUGUGGUUCUUUGGAUAAUGCGAAUCACGUGGCUGGUGGAGGAGAUAAAAAGAUACUUGAUGAAAAGGUAGAUUUUGAUUCCAGUGCACAAUCUAAAUGUGGAUCUCUUGACAACGCUGAUCAUGUUCCUGGAGGAGGCCAACAAUAAACUGGCAUCUGUGGAAAGCUGAGUCGUCCCAAACAUUGUUGUAAAGUAUAUCUAGACAAAAGAACAAUUGCCAUGGAAACAAUUUCCAUAAACUAGAAGCUGAACCAAUCAGAAGAUCUGUUACAUUUUAUCUUAUUAUGUCUCUUAUUUAUUUAUUUAGAAACUAUUAACAGCAUUAUAUGACAUGAUAUAAUCAUAAUAAACCAAUCACAAUACUUUAAAUAGACACAAAUUGUUUAAUCAGAAUAAUUUAAUUCCAUAAGUCACACAAAUAAUGGUGUCACAAUGGUAGGCUACCAUAAUUUAGUCGUUUAUCAGAAUAAGUUAAUUACAUAAGUCACACAAAUAAUGGUGUCACAAUGGUAGGCUACCUUAAUUCAGUCGUUUAUCAGAAUAAUUUACUUCCAUAUUUAAUAGGUAAGUCACAAAUUGUACUUUAUAUAUAAAGGUGUCACACCGAUUACAGUACCUUCAUUUAUUUUGUACUUUACGAAUAAUGGUGUGACAAUGAUUACAGUACCUUAAUUUAUUUUGGAUGAUACAAAUUGUACCAACAAGUGUCACAAUGAUUAUGGUACUUCAUUUAUGCUUUACAAAUAUUGGUAAGCUAUAUUAAUUCAGUUUGGAUGUCACAAACUAUGCUUUACAAAUAUUGGUAAGCUACCAUUGGUGUCACAAUGAUUACAGUACCUUAAUUCCUUUAGGAUCUGACGAAAUUUAAAACUAACUGUGUCACUGUGAUUAUGGUAGACUACCUUACUUCAUUUAUAGAGUUACAAUAUGUCUCAAGAAAUGGUAAUGCAUAGAGUAUUAUUAUAUUAUGUCCCCCGCCUCCUUUUAGAUUCAGCGUUCUUUUUUUUAAUUAAUGUUAGUUCACCAUUGUUUAAAUACAGGGCUCUUGAUUCAGUCAUAUUUGUUGGUCUUGACUCACUGGCUGAAAAAAUCAGUUGAUGUCAUAAAAUUAGAAUUUCAAAGAAUUAAACCAAAAAAAAGCCCCAGUAAAAUUUAUAUUUUUUAUGUGGAAAAAUACUUAAAAAUAUAUUUAAAAACUGUGGUAUGUAAUGCUAAAAAUUGGCCUUUUCUUUGAAAAAAAAUAUCUGGUUAAUCUGAAAUAAUCAAAAAUGUUGAAUGGAAAGCCCUGCUGAAUGGAAAGCCCUGUUGAAUGGAAAACCCUGUUGAAAACACUUUAAGAAUCAUUUAUUUAAUUUAUUUGUCUCCCAAAGAGAAUCUCUCCACCGAUAUAUUAAAAAAAAAUUUGCAAGUGUUUUGUGAUAUUAAUAAAAGAAAAAAAAUGUCAAAGAAUAAAAUAUUUAUAUUAUGAUAUUAAUUAAUAUUUAUCAAUAAGUAAUAAAAAUGAUCAUUUUAAUUAAAUAAAUUAUUUUAUCACCAUCACAGUAGAAUUAGUGCAUAAUACGUAAUCUCAUAGCAUAACUUCUCUAAAUUCACUAUAAAAAGCAAGAAAUCCUAGUAUUUAAAGGAAAAAAAGGUAUGAACCUUCUUCGUAAAAACUUAAACUAGAAUAUUUUAAGAAUGAAUCCUUUUCAUUGGCUAAUAACUAUAACCUGUAUUCAGAUUUUGAUUCGCAGCCAAUGAAAAUCCUUAAGAUAUUUUAGCUUAAAUGUUUGUGAAUUUUUGAAUCGCAGCCAAUGAAAAUCCUUAAGAUAUUUUAGUUAAAGUGUUUGUGAAUAAGGUGCCUGUAAAAAUAGGUUUUAGAAAAAUCCCAACUUUAUGAUCCAAGAAUAGAAUUAUCUUCUCCGAUAAUACAUGACACACGUGCUAUAUAUAAUUGUCAUUAAAGAUGGCGCUUUUGAUAGGUCACAAUUACCCAAAUCACUAAAUAUCACAGAUCACGCUUUUAUUAGAUCAAUCAUAAAUGUUGAGUAACCAGUAUUCUAAUUUCGAUAUCCGCUACUUUUUUUGAAUAUUGUCAACAUUUUUGAGAAAUAUUUUUUAGAAUUUAGUAAAAUUUAACAAUUCAUCGAGAGAGAGAGAGAGUACCGAGACAGGUAGGUGAUGGCAUCCGGGAACCUAUUUUAAAAUAGGUCAUGUAAUUUUAAGACUCACCUGACUUUUUGAACGAACAGAUAGUUACCGCCCAAAUUGACACUGCACAGGGAUCUUCUUCCCAAGAACUUAAAAGCUGCCGUUUAAAAAAUAAUCAUGAUUUUUUUGAGACGAUUGUUUGAUCUUCCGGUCAAGGAAGACAUAGUUCGAUUUUGCAGUUUAAGUUAAAGGUGAUUUAAGUUUUUGCGGAAGAAGAUCCAAGUACACAUUAACAUCACGAAUCCACGAUGCGCUAUCUACUUUCAAUUUAUUAAUCAAAAUAUUUAUCCUUUUAUUCUAUUGGUCACUUCCCUCCCAAUAAUAGUCUAUGCAGUUUACAAGCAAUUUAGCUUUUGAUUAGAAAAAAAACAUGUACUUAACUUCUAUUAAACUUUUUAAAAUUAGACAUAGUUUCUCUUUAAGAUAAAUAAAAGUCAUUCAAAUUUACACUUUGUUUUUUAAAUCUUCUAUUUAAAAAAUCAUUAAGAUUUGAACUUUUUAUCUUUGCUGUUAUUAGAAACUUUAAAAAUGAUGAGUGAAAUGAUUCUUUAACAUUUGAAAAGACGGAUUGGUUAUUUGUGUAUUAUUCAUGGAAUAUCUCCUGAAUCUUCUUAUAACAUAGAUGUGGCAGUCAUAGAAAUUAGAUUCUGUUAAUAACUUAGUCAUCUAUCACUGAUCUGCUCCGACUGGGCUAAUGAAGAGGCUCAUAUGUUUGAUCAAAGGCCUAAAUUUUAUAGGCAAGGAUUUCUCUUAAUGAUAUCAAAUUCAACUACAAUAAGAUCUGGUUGAAACAAAACUAAAAUUCUAGGUAGCCCAGUCAUAAAAAAAAAGGUAGUUAAUUCCAAAUCUGUGUUAUGAGGAGGUCCAGGAAGUAUUAACUUUGAUCGUUUGAUCGGAAUAACUUGUUAUAAUUUUUUGUUAGAUUGAACAAUCAUUUUAUCUUUUCCAAUUUUUUUGCUUAAAUGCUGCAAAAUAUUUGAAUUUUAUUUGAUGAAAGAAACAAAUUGAGUUAGUAAUGUACAUAGGUUGAACUGUGAAAGGGAUGUACAUAUAUUAUUAAUGUAAGAAAUUGUAUGAAAAAUUUGAUUUUAAUAAUGAAUUUGUGAAAAUUUCAUUCGAUUUUUAAUGUUUUGCUUUCAUUGUUAAAUUUGUUAGUAAAUGUAGCUUUUGAUGUCAAAGUGCACUUAAAUGUUUUUAAGAAAUUUCAAUGGCCAUAACAUGCUUAUAAUACUAUUUUUAAUCGACGAAUUGUUUAUUAUGAAUUUUGGGUAUGAAUUGUAAUUUAAGCAAAAUAUUGUUUACUGAAAAGGAUAUUUUAUGCGAAGUUGACAAAUGUUUAAAGGAAAUUCGACUGUUAUACUAAUUAUAUGAGUUCGUUGUCAGUCGCUAGUAGCGGGGUUCUUAUUUCAGUCAUAUUGAUCCGUCAAGACUGACUGACAGUGAAAUUGACAGGCUUGUGAAAUUAACUACCUGUCAGUCACUUUAACCUUAAAACCCAGAAAACCCAGUAAAUACGGUUAAAUUUAUUGUUUUUAUGUGCAAAAGCACUUAAAAAUAUAUUGUUAAGAUCUUUGAAAUAAAAUACCUUGCUAAUCUGAUGUAGACAACAUAUGUCAAACUCAAACCAAAAAUAGACUGGCACGCUAAAUUUUGAAGCGCUCUGGCGACUAAGUGUCAUUUUUGUUUAAAUAUUAUUUUUGAAGUAAUAAAAUAUUUUGUUUUAUUUACAGUUUUAGACCCAACGUUAUUGUUAUUGUGCUAAAUUAUGUUAGUUGUCUCAAAAAGAAAAAAAAUAAUAAUGAGGCAUGCAUGCAGCAUAUUUUUUUUCUUUAUAUUUUGUUAUGGUAUUUAGAAUAAUGAGUCAGAGGUCCAUCCAGAAGGGGCUGGAGCCGUGCAAACCCCCAUUUUAUUCUGGCAAAUUAUUUUAGAUCUAUUAUAAUUUCAUAGUGCACACACUGGUUACAAUUUUUUUUGUUUUUUUCAAUCAAUGGAGAUUUUACUAAAUUAAGAUUAAAUUUCAGGAGAGAACGUUUAUCGAUGGGAUAUCCGGCCGGAUAAUAUUUUCUAGAACACUGACAAGUGAUGUUCAACUGUCAGUCAGAUAGGCUAGGAUCUUUACAGAGCAUUGUCAUUGAGAAGUAGUGGCAUAGUGGUUUAAAGGUUAAGGGGAGAUAACUGCAUCUUUAUAAGUAGAUAUUAUCCAAGAUUUAACCCUUAUCUUGGAGUCUUUGACUCUUGUUGGCUGUAUUAUAUUCCCACAAACAUGUUGCUUUGUUUUUUAUAGAAAGAUUCUUGUUUGUUUAGCAGAUUUAAUUUCAUCCUCAUUUCAAAAAUGCUGAUUUAUGCUAAUGAAGUUUAAAUGUGCUUAAACAGUAUAGGCUAGGCCUAAUAAAAUUAAAUGUGCUUUACUAUUUAACGGUAUUUAAACUGUCACUUCCCACUAGUGGAAAGUUUGAUAGAAAUAAAAACUUCCCCCCUCAAUGUUAAUAGCCGAGCCUGCAAGUUUUUGUAUGUAAAUUGAUUCACGCGAUGUCUUGUCCUGUAUGCAUUUUUUUUACCCAAGUCUGCAUAUUCUAAUCUUCGCAGGGUGUCUGGUGGACAUCAGAUUUUCGACAGGUACAAUAACGAGUAAAAUUCUACGAAACAAUAUUUGAUAUUGCUGAGAAUUUUGCAAUUGUCCUUGGAUAAAAUCUAUUAUACAUGUCCAUCAGAGAUCUCUGUGAUAGAUUGGGACAUCCAGGCUAUUUCUACCUGUCCUAUUUUAUGUAUAAAUUCUGCUAAUUACCUAUUUAUGUGAUAUUAUGGGAGAUGGGGAGAGUUUGGCGAGGAUAAUAAGGGGAUUGGCUAGUCUCCUUGCCUUUUGUCUUGUCAAGUUUCUUUAUUACUCAAUAAAUUUAGCUCAUCGCAUUCUUAA
This is a messenger RNA of Patella vulgata (common limpet), 6789 nucleotides long. RefSeq names its product microtubule-associated protein tau. Gene Ontology annotation, molecular function: microtubule binding. The transcript has 17 exons. Gene Ontology annotation, biological process: microtubule cytoskeleton organization; neuron projection development. The record is from RefSeq and is a predicted model, not a curated record. Gene Ontology annotation, cellular component: neuron projection. Bases 354 to 1832 code for a protein of 492 amino acids. Lineage: Eukaryota; Metazoa; Mollusca; Gastropoda; Patellidae.